UGGAUGGGGGAGAAGAGGGCAGGUUAAGCGUUUUUUUUUUUCCGCUGAUGUGAGCGAGGAUGAGGCGUAUAAAUUUAGAGCUUUCAUCUUCACUUUAGUUCUUGCCUACCUGCUCCAACACAACACAACAGCAUCUCAACACAACAGUGAGUCCAUCAUGGAAGCCGCCAUAUGCACCCUCGUCACCCAGUUCAAGUCGUACGCUGGGAAAGAUGGAUCCUCCAGCACCCUGAGCAAAGAUGAGUUCCAAAACCUGGUGAUCGCUCAGCUGCCCAACCAUGUCAAGAAUGCCAGCGACCCCCAGGCCAUCGAGCAGCUCAUGGGCUCGCUGGACGAGAACAACGACGGGGAGCUGACGUUCUCAGAGUUCUGGCAGCUGAUUGGAAAGCUGGCGAGCAAACAGGGCGGCUUCACUCAAUAAAAAAAUGUGUCUUUGAGCCGGAUUGUGCAACAUCAACCAAUCGACUCAGUUUGAUCCCUUCAACAUUGUUUUAUCACUUCACCAGAGCCACAUGUGUAACUCUUUAGUUAACCAUUUCUUGAAUGCAGUGAACUUUGAAUUAAAGGUCGUCAUUGUCCGUAAACCUCA
Labrus mixtus (cuckoo wrasse) is the source of this 589-nucleotide messenger RNA. RefSeq names its product S100 calcium binding protein A11 (gene s100a11). The transcript is spliced from 3 exons. The record is from RefSeq and is a predicted model, not a curated record. Lineage: Eukaryota; Metazoa; Chordata; Actinopteri; Labriformes; Labridae. Bases 158 to 421 code for a protein of 87 amino acids. Gene Ontology annotation, molecular function: transition metal ion binding; calcium ion binding. Gene Ontology annotation, cellular component: perinuclear region of cytoplasm.